Messenger RNA from Anoplopoma fimbria (sablefish), 2090 nucleotides. It is a transcript of the gene ube2r2, whose product is annotated as ubiquitin-conjugating enzyme E2R 2. Gene Ontology annotation, biological process: ubiquitin-dependent protein catabolic process; protein polyubiquitination. The coding region runs from base 608 to 1390 and encodes 260 amino acids. Lineage: Eukaryota; Metazoa; Chordata; Actinopteri; Perciformes; Anoplopomatidae. Gene Ontology annotation, molecular function: ubiquitin conjugating enzyme activity. The transcript is spliced from 6 exons. The record is from RefSeq and is a predicted model, not a curated record.
CGGACACGCGCAUUGAUAGCCGGAAGCACCGAUGGGAGGAAAAUAAAAAUCGAUGAAAUCCACUGUAAUUCGCGAGUGUAAACCUCUAACUUACUGUCCCUUUUCGCCACGGUAGACUCGCAUUGAUCCGCCUGUGUCGCUGCCAGUGCGCCGGAGGGGCCGGAGGAGAGCAGGAGAAGCUGCUCCGUUUGGACCAAGUUGCUCGGUCGGGGUUUAGCUGACGUGUGGAGAAGUUGAGACUGCCAGAGAGCAGAUAAACAAACACAAACAAGCAGGGAUCAGCUGAGCGCCUGUCCGAACCGAACCAGCAGCACGGAGAGAUGUCAAGGAGAGAAAGUCUCCUCUUUCGAGCCCAAGAAUGAUCCACAGGAGACCGUGACUUACUGAUACUAGCUCCAUGUCCACUGUCAACACUGGCACACAAAGAAUUUCGGAAACACAACACGAGGACCAGCCAUUUAGCAGAAAAUCCACUGCUCCUGUCACUGUAUCUUUGCCAAGACAUAGCCAGGCUAGCAUGGACGACCAAUGAGUGUACCUUCCACUUUUCAACUGUAACGAAACGAAUACACAUUACAGUGCAAGGAGACGGAGAAGUGGGAUUAUCAUGGCCCACCAGGCGACCCCUAGUUCCCAGAAGGCCCUGAUGAUGGAGCUGAAGUCUCUGCAGGAGCAACCGGUGGAGGGCUUCCGCAUCACUCUGGUGGAAGAGUCUGACCUUUACAACUGGGAAGUGGCCAUCUUCGGACCCCCAAACACCCUGUAUGAGGGAGGCUACUUUAAGGCUCACAUCAAGUUCCCUGUUGACUAUCCGUACUCCCCACCAACCUUCCGCUUCCUCACCAAGAUGUGGCACCCCAACAUUUACGAGAACGGAGAUGUGUGCAUCUCCAUCCUGCACCCUCCUGUCGAUGACCCUCAGAGUGGGGAGCUGCCCUCUGAAAGGUGGAACCCCACCCAGAACGUCAGGACUAUCCUGCUCAGUGUGAUCUCCCUGCUCAAUGAGCCCAACACCUUCUCCCCGGCUAAUGUGGAUGCGUCCGUCAUGUUUCGCAAAUGGAGGGACAGCAAAGGCAAGGACAAGGAGUAUGCAGAGAUUAUCAGGAAGCAGGUGAUGUCAACGACAGCAGAGGCGGAGCGCGACGGCGUCAAGGUGCCGACCACGUUGGCGGAGUACUGCGUCCAGACCAGGGUUCCCUCCCAGGACAGCAGUUCAGACCUUCUCUAUGACGACCUCUAUGAUGACGACAUGGAGGAGGAGGACGAGGAGGAGGACGAGAGCGAGAUGGAGUCUGUAGGUGAGGCCGGGGGGAUGAGCCCCACAGAGGACGGCGGGACGUCCACCAGGCGUUACGACAACCAGGACGACUCUGGAAACGAAGACUCAUGAUGAUCUGGAUGAUGACUCCUCCCUGCCAACCCCCCACCCACACCCACCCCACAAACCCCCUACUUUUAUGUGUUGCGUUACGAUUUUUAGUGUGUGUGUGUGUGUGUGUGUGUGUGUGUGUGCGCGCGUGUGUGUUUGCACAUACAGUGGAGUCAAAAGUCAACUGCCAAAAAAAACGUUUCAUCAUUUAUUAAACUAAUACAAAUGGUCGGUCAAACAAUAGUUGUUUAAAUCAAAGUCAGAAUUUGUGUGUUUCCACCGUUUGCCUUAAUUACAGCUUGCACUCCGUCUGGCAUCGGAUGUUUCGAAGAGUUUGAGGAUUGGAAUUAUUCCAGCACGGUUUUAGAGCACCCCCAAGUGUUUUUGAGGUUACGUUAUAUUUCACUUUUUUAAAUGCAUGCCUCUGCAGAAUAGAGUGGGAUCACUCUACGGAGCAGUGUGUGAUUAAUCAUGUGCAAGUUACUGACCCCAGACGAGGCAAAACAUCCCCACACCUGAACAUUUCCAUCACCGUGUUUUUAUGCCCUGUUGUAUCAUGCAACCAGCUCCAUGUGGACUGCACUGUAAGUUGUUUGGUUGCAACCAUGAGGUUGAAUUUUUUUUUUUUCUUGGUCGUCAACAGUGAAAUUUCACUAAUGUUCAAUCCACGCUACACCAUCAGACUUGUUUUGCCAUUAAAGAAGUAGUUUGUUUCCUGCUA